Alosa sapidissima (American shad) is the source of this 1298-nucleotide messenger RNA. It is a transcript of the gene znf414, whose product is annotated as zinc finger protein 414. NCBI's taxonomy places the organism in Eukaryota, Metazoa, Chordata, Actinopteri, Clupeiformes, Clupeidae. The transcript has 7 exons. The record is from RefSeq and is a predicted model, not a curated record. Bases 214 to 975 code for a protein of 253 amino acids.
ACGUGACCACUGCAACAAUUCGCCGGUAGGGGGUGCCGUUAAGGGACACUCCCGUCAGAGUUAAAUAAGCGCUCGGCUAAAGCUAACGUCGGCCUUUUAGAGACAAGAAUCCAAUUGUAAGCUUCUAUAAGGACUUUAUGGUAGUCUGAGCUAGCGAAACUGUUGUCCUCUGACUUCACUGGUCUGACUGUUUACACUCCUGAAAUUGCAAACAUGUCCACCGACGUGAAGCCUGCCAUUGUACAGUCCACCAAUACCACGAUGCCAGCAGGCAGCAGUCGCGCAUCCUGCACAAUCUACGGGUGCAAGAGGUCCUAUACGGACAUGACGGCGCUCCACAGUCACAUCAACGACCACCAGAUUCCUGCAGAGUCUUUGCCAGAGAAAGUAUUCCUGUGCUCUUCAUUGGGCUGUGAGGGGUCAUUCUCCAGCAUGCAACAGCUAAUGGAACACAUGAGGGUCCACUAUAAGCCAAAUAUCUUUUUCAUCUGUGAGAGUUGCCGGGCCAAGCUGCGAUCCUAUCGCACACUGCUGAAACACCUGCAAACCUGCGCUAAAGUAGCCAAGAGCAAGGCAGCGCGUGCAGGAGCGCUCGGUGAACAAGGGCCCGAGUCUGAGCUUGCGACCCCCAUCUCAGCACCUGACCCAUCGGAGGCGUACAAGGAGGAGGAUAUGGAGACAGAAAUCAGCCUGCCGCCCGCAGAAACCCCCACAGCUAUGGGGCGUUCACCCGACCCCCUGCUCUCUUCCAGUCCCAAGGAGGCGUCCUGCUCAGAGUCCCAGCAGUGUGCCUCAGACCUCCCCCAUCGCAACCACUGUCCUCCCCCUCGCCUCAGAGUGCUUCAGCUGCCUCCAAUGCUGUCUGGAGGAAAAAUCAAGGCCAGUCCUUCAGCAGCCGCAUCUUAUGGGAGCACACCAGGGGGCGCUACAACUGUCUCCAGUGUGGCCACAGCACCCCCAACCGCAAGGAGAUGACCACUCACAUCGAGGGCCAACAUAAGAGCCCCUCUGGAAAAACAUCCUCUGAGACUGACGGAACAGAGAGCCCUACACAGCUACAGUCUCCAUCAGAUGGGGAACUCUCGGCCGAUACCCACCCGUGACUCAUUCUGCAUCACUCAGUAGUGAAUAAGGUCUUCGCCAUUGCAUCUCAUGACAGCACUGAAAACUCGGUUGUAAUAUUUCAUCAAAGGCUAUUUUGUGACGCAUAUGAGAAUAUUUUGAUGCUGCUUCAGUUGUAUGUUUUUUGUCUUGUCUUUGUGUUACCCUACAGACUAAUAAAAUAUUUCCAUGCUGAA